Gossypium raimondii (Peruvian cotton) is the source of this 705-nucleotide messenger RNA. RefSeq lists its product as uncharacterized. Gene Ontology annotation, molecular function: RNA-DNA hybrid ribonuclease activity; nucleic acid binding. NCBI's taxonomy places the organism in Eukaryota, Viridiplantae, Streptophyta, Magnoliopsida, Malvales, Malvaceae. The record is from RefSeq and is a predicted model, not a curated record. The transcript has a single exon. Bases 1 to 705 code for a protein of 234 amino acids.
AUGGAGUCAACUGGGUUGAAUAGGAGGAUGGCUAGAUGGCAGAUUUUGCUCUCUGAGUUCGAUAUAGUCUAUAUAAAUCAGAAGGCUAUUAAAGGGAGUGCAAUAGUAGACUUUUUAGCCAGCCAAGCUUUAGAAGACUAUGAACCUUUGGAUUUUGAUUUCCCAAAUGAAGACUUGAUGUGCAUGGCAACUGCUGAACAUGAUUCUCAAGAAAAUCAUCCUUGGAAGCUAAAUUUCGAUGGAGCUUCAAAUGCCGUAAGAAACGGGAUUGGGGCAGUCCUGAUAUCCCCAAAUGGAGACCACUAUCCUUUUACCAGUAAAUUGGAUUUUGACUGCACAAAUAAUAUGGUCAAAUAUGAAGCGUGCAUCAUGGGAAUUCGUGCAGCUAUAGAACGUAAAAUUAAGACGUUAGAGGUAUAUGGGGACUCUGCAUUGGUAAUAUACCAACUCAAGGGUGAAUGGGAGACGAGAAACCUCAAAUUAAUCAGUUAUCGAAAGUUGGUCCUCAAAUUGACGGAAGAGUUUGAUGACAUUACUUUCCGCUAUCUCCCACGAUAUGAAAAUCAAAUGCCUAAUGCAUUAGCCACUCUAGCUUCUAUGAUCAAGGUGAACAAGUUAGAAGAUAUGAAACCUAUCCAGAUAAGCAUUUUUGAGACCCCGGCUCAUUGCUACAAUAAGGAAGAGAAAAAUGGCAAUCAUCCUUAG